Messenger RNA from Lactuca saligna, 366 nucleotides. NCBI's taxonomy places the organism in Eukaryota, Viridiplantae, Streptophyta, Magnoliopsida, Asterales, Asteraceae. The record is from the annotation of a GenBank genome assembly.
AUGACUGGGAACAAGAAGUCAACAUAUGCUCCUUAUAUUCGUUCGCUUACACUAAUUAUGGAUAGUGUUGAAGAAGGUUACAAUGUCAAUCAUGGAGUCUCCAUACUAGUUCCAACCCUUUCAUCAAAGAUUAUCAAUAUUGAAAGUGAUGAAACUGAUAUCAAACAAUCUAUGGCUUUUGUCAACAAUGAUGAUGAUGUAUUGAUCAAAGACACUCCUCCUAACUCUCCAGGUGAUGAUCAACCUCCUCCACCACCACCCAGAAAUAAUUCACACCCAUCAUCAUCUAAAAAUAAUCAAUUUCCUUCACCAUCAACAAAGCCUCCUCCUCACACUCCCUCUCCACCUCAUGAGACUCCUCCAUGA